AUGCCAAAAAACGGUUCAUGGGCUCAUGGAGAUAGCAAACUCGGUCCAAUCCCUAUCUCACUAGUCAAGGGUUCAGAAGUAACGACUCUUCAUCUUCGCGAUAAAUGCAAACAAACUUUUUCCUCUAUUCUCUUUCAAAGAGCACCGACAUUAUCUUCCUUCGCCCUCUCUGAUCUAAAACAUCACCGUUGCAGCCAUCGUCUUCAUCGCACCGCAUCGCCUCCAUUUAUGUCGUCCUCAUCUCCAUCUACCUUACGACCUCAUCCUAAUCCACUCCGCCGUGGUUCAGGUUUCGCUUAUCCCAUCCUCAAGCUUCCGUCUCCGUUUGAAUCAAUGUUAGACCAGUGCAAAGGCUUCAAUCGAAGCUCCGAUCAGAACUACAACUUAGGGACUCAUGAUCUAGCAACGACAUCGAUAAUUCGAGGAAGAAAUAAAUGGGAAGCAAAUUCUAGCUAG
Molecule: messenger RNA, 456 nt
Organism: Vicia faba (fava bean)
Lineage: Eukaryota; Viridiplantae; Streptophyta; Magnoliopsida; Fabales; Fabaceae
Source: the annotation of a GenBank genome assembly